Phyllotreta striolata is the source of this 8027-nucleotide messenger RNA. The record is from the annotation of a GenBank genome assembly. Lineage: Eukaryota; Metazoa; Arthropoda; Insecta; Coleoptera; Chrysomelidae.
CUAAUCUCUUCAGAAAUUUAAUUUUUUAUCGAUUUAGAAACUCAAAUAUGUUUUUUUCUUCUUAGGUGUCCGUAUUUACCACUAUAAUACCUGUAUACCAGCUACAUAAAAGACCACGUGAAACUUAAUAACCCAGUGGUAAAGAAGCUGUAUUUGGGGGAUGUACGGGGUAACCAAACCGGCGCGCGGGCGUCCAAUUGCGAGCACCGUUCGACGUCGAUUCAAACCGUGCAUUUUGUGUUGUGGCGCGUAAGUGGUAGUGGUAAAAAUGGGCUCGGGCUACCGUUGGUUUUCACGUUGAAACUUACGUUUCUCGUUUCGAUCGCGUAUGCGUGUAUGUAUGUGUGUGUAUUGUGCGGAGCGUUUUCGUUUCGUUUCGAAUUUACGGUGGUCUUCGAGCCCGACGUCGGGUAUGGUUUAUCGCGUGUGCGAUUUCCGCGGCGCAUGUCGCUCGUUUGUCACAUGACGAGGUUUGUAAACACCAUUCUGGUUUGAUAUUUGACAUUAAUUUCCAACAUGGAGUGUACUGUUAUCAGUGAUAAACACUAGUAGUGCCUCAUGCAGAAUGCCGGACAACAGUAUGGCCAAGUAGGUGCUUCUUCCCACCAAUCUGCACCUUACGGCGGUCACACAGAAACUACAACUUCUAGUGGGAGUAUAACGAGUUCCCUUAGACAAUUUAGAAGGAAAAACGAAGACAAGCAACAGCACAAUGAAGGCAAUAAUCCAGCAGUACCGGUCGAAAGCCACAUCGCAAGGGUGGCGCCACACAAUCACUUUCCGCCCAAAUCGUCCGCCGAAUGCUACCGCUAUCCACCGCAAUAUCCAGACUACGGAUUACAGCAACCUGUGAAAUACUCCGAGAUCUCCGAAUCGCACGCCUCUGUCCAGGACCACUUGGCCUCGUCGGUUAUCCAAAAGGCGAAAACCAAAGAAUACGUGGACAUGUGCAACGUUCAACAGCAGCACAUGAAAUCAUCGUACGAUCAUUUGACCGGCCAGCAGGCCUACGAUGGGAAAUUUCACCCGCACGCUCAAUACAUCCAUAAGGAACCUCCACAAAUACACCAUGGUUACAAACCGGAAUCUCAGUACUACCCCAAAGAACCGCAAUACUCCACGCAAAUCCCUCCCCAAAUCUCCAAGUACACUCAGCUACCAUCGCAGGUGCGCAAGUACCCGCAGGAAAACGAUUUCCUCUCCAAAUUGCAGCGCAUCCACCCCACCAUGGCCAGGUCGAUAAUGAGCGAUCACCACCUGCAGGAAUCGCAGUCGUCGUACCAAACCAUGGACCAGAACAGGAUGUACCCCAUGCAGAACCAGCGGUACAUGAACUACCCUUCGGGGAUGCAAAACAGCGCCUAUCCUCACGCCUACAUGCCCUACUCCAAUUACCCGGCGAGUUGCAGUUACAGCAGACCCUCGCAGAUGACGCCCAGGUUUCCGCCCGUCAACCCGCACGAGCGGAGCCUGUCGCCCAGGAGGGCCUACCCGGAGAACAUGGGCAUUCCGAUGAACUAUGCAGGAAUCAACCCGCAGAAAAUGUCCCCGAAUUACGCCCAGUACAACACGCCUGAGUACGCUCAACACUACCAGCACAGGCGAGCGCCCGUUGCUCAAGAAUACUACCAGCAACACUGCAGACCCACUCAGUACCUUCCCCAUCAAAUACCUCAGGAGCUGCCGGAGAGCCGAGUUCAAGUCUCCGACAGCAUCAAACAUUACAUAGAGAAUUGGGCCGACGAAGAAACUGCCUCCGAGAUGAACCAGCUGGAGAGCUCCAGAAUGUGCAAGGAAAAUCUGAGAGGCAGAGACGAGCAAUCGACGGAGACCGUCUACAUGAUCAACGCCUCCGAGUUGCAAUACUUGGAGAACGAGAUACCGGUCGUGGCGUCGGAAAACGGCGUUCCCGUACCAGUGCAGGUGGCGUCCGAAUCGGGGCAGUACAUAAUCAAAAGCGGAGUGUCCAUAGUAAACGGAUCGGAGAUGAUGAGGAUAGUGGAGAAGACCGGUCAAGUGGAAAUCGACAGUAACGGGGAGCGUAUCGUCAACCUCCACAUCAUGGACACCGUCAAGUCGGAUUGCAUGUUGGCUAACAAACCGAGCGAGCCGAGCCAGAGGCAAGAGAUGGGCGAGAAUCAGCGCGUCGUGGUUCACCAGAAUACUGUAGUAGCGCGCGGUAAUGAAGCCCAGAAAGCCGCAGAAGAUCCGGUUAAAGUGGGGACCAGUCUGCCUAUCAUCACCGACAGCUUAGAAGAAGAUCUCAGUCGCAGCAUAAUUAAGGAAACUGCCGAUAAAAACUGCUCGCCUAUUAACCUGGAGCAUUUGGAGCGAUUCGCCGAGGACGAAGGAGACAAAGAAACGAGCGAGAAAUCUAACGAAAACAGCUUAGUGGAGGAAAUAGCGAGCAUACAGGAACUAACCGAUUCGCCCAAGGAUGAUAAUCCUUUCGUCGACGCUCAUUUUAGCAAUGAAAAUUCAAAGACUGAAGACGAGGAUCGCCAAAGCCCUAACUUGGAGGACGACGAUCCACACAAGCACAUUGAAUCGCUACUGAAAGAUACUAACGAUGCUGUGGAAAAUAUAGAGACUCAAGCUAAAGAAAUCAAGCAGGAAGUAGAUCAAGAAAUUACUAACCUACCUAGUCCAAUAAAGGAUACUGAAAAAGAAGAACCAACCAAAGAAGAGGAUUCGAAAGAUGAUAUUACAAUUGAUGAAACUAGAAAAGAUAUCGAAAAUUCACCACAAAUGGACGCUAAACAUGAGGAAGUAGAAGAUAUAACAAAACCACUAAAUGAAGAAACUUGCAAAGAAACUUGCAAAGAAACUUGCGAAGAAACUGCAAAGACUCCAGUAAAAGAAGAAACUUGCGAAGAAACUGCAAAAACUCCAGUUAAAAAAGAAACCGAUGUGAAAAAAAUGGAAAAUGCCUCGACGAGAAGAAACAAAAGGAUAUUUUCAGUGGACGAUAUCAUGAACAACAUCGGCAAGAAUCAAAAACAGUCUACUAAUGAUAAUUACACCAGGAGGCAUAGUCUACAAACAACGGAAGAAUUUUUAGAUAGAGAAACGAUAGCAGAUUUCAGUUUGAUAGAUUUUAAAAAGAAAAUUACACAAGAGCAAUCCGAAAAGAAAGAAAUGACAGAAAUGGAUUCCAAUCCUAUAAUAACAGACGAAGAUAUAAUAACAGAUAAAGAUGCGAUAAUGAAGGACGAAAAACCGCAAGAAAUCGAAACUAAAGAAGAAGCAACAGACGAGAAAAAACCAAUUAGCGAAACAGAAACGAAGGUUAGUGAAGAAAGUAUUAAUACCAAUUGUGAUGAAUCAAAUUCUAAAGUUAACGAAGAGGUUAAUCAAACCAAACAACCCGAAGAAGAAAUCGAAAAAACCGAAAGCGCCGCCGACGAGGCGAAAGGAAACCCUCAGGAAGUGCAAUACAGGAACGUCAUCAGAGUGGAGGAGUCCAACGUGCUGCUCGAAAUCGCCGGCGAAUUAGUCGAAAUCAACGUCAAUAACGUUAACGGUAAGAACGUCAUCACAGUCACCCCGUUAUCCGACACAACCAUAGUCGAUUUCAACGACAACUACGAAAUAUACGACAACGCGGAGGUCACGGAUCCCCUUAAACUCGACGAAGCGUCGGACAACGCGGAAAACGUGGAAAUCCUCGACUACGUUGAAGAAACGGCCACUGAACCGGACGUAGUGGAGACCACCAGCGAGAUUAUCAUCGGCAUGGACUUGAGCUUGGAGGAGGAAAUCAAGCUCGACGUCGACCAGCCGGCGGUUUCCACCAAGGCGGCCAAGAAGGCGUACGAUUGCGACCUGCAGAUACCGUCGAUAACCACCAGUGAAGAUAUACUAGACAACAGCAGGACGCACGAGUACGCUUCCAACGAUAAAGUCAGUUCGACGAAGGUCAAGCCGAGCGCGAGCAAAUACAAGAAGAAGUUCUCGCCGGACUCGUCGAAGCGUUCGACGGGGAAAUUGGAGAAGAAAACGCUGUUGAAAGACCUCGAUGCGGCUAGGAAGCGGAAGAAGUUGAAGGAGACCCGCAAAGUCGAGCAGGACGAGUACGUGCCGUUCGCGGAGCUGGUGGAGGCGAGGAAAAAGAAGAAACUCAAAUUGAUGAAGAACAUAGCUGAUUCGAGAAUCGAUUCUACAAUCAAAAUCGAUGAGAAUCAGAAAGACGAUGAGAAACGGUUGCAAGUUAAAUCGACAGACGAUGACGCCAAAAUGGAAAAAUCUAUCGCAGGAAACGAUGGAAACGAGAGUGAAAGAAUUAAAAAAGUUACUUUUUCCGAUGCCACUCCGCCAAUAAAGCCACCAGAAAAAAGAGUUGUGGCUAAAGAAAUCGCCGUGAAAGAAAUCAGGAAUUGCAAACUGGAAGAUCCUCGCCUCUACGGCCACAAACCGCCUAAGAAAAAACUGAGCCUGGAAGAAUACAACAAAAGAAAACGAAAACUACAAGAGCCUGCCAAAGAAGAGGAAUUAAAGCCUUCGAAAAUAGAAAGAUCCAUUUCGGACAACGGAAGUAUCCCCGAGCGAAUCAAACCUCACAGAGCCAAAUCCUUAGACGAAAACCUGCUCAAAACCAAAGACCCUUCACCGCCCAAAAAGAAGCAGCCAGUCGAUUACUCCCCGGUGAAAGUAAACAACCUAGAUUGGGAAGAAACCCAGUCGCCCAAAUUCCACUCGACCUCCAAAGAUUCCGAUACCAAAUGCAGCGAAUUCAAGGGCUUGAUCGACGAGAACCGAGCCAAGUCCAACGCUCUCCUCGACAUUAACGACCUCACAGCCAGAGCGUGCACCACCGAGAGCUCCGAAGACGAAAUCCUGCAGAGCUACAAAGUCCAAGUCGAAUCCAAGCUGAGCACCCUCAACAUCCAAAUCCCCAAAUCCAAGUCGCUGGAACGACAAAUCCUCGACCCAUUAUCCAAGCCGAAAAUCACCCGCCUCAUCGAUCUGAUCGACAAGUUCCUCAACAACGAGGAGCUCAGCGCCGACGAGAUGGACAUGAUCAGGAAGAUCAUAUCGUACAAGCGGCAGAUCCAGCAGAAGAAGGCGGCGCCGGAGGCGCGCAAGGACCCCGGCAAGAAGGAGCUGAAGCAGCAGCGGAAGAAGGUGAAGAAGAAGGCGCGCUUCCGGAACCUCUACUCGCAGACCAACAGCGAGUCGGAGAGCGAGUCCGAGGACGAGUUCAGGGGGAAGAUAGCGUGCGGCGACUACUCGGUGGUGCAGUCCAACUCGCUGGAGGGCGUGCCCAAGCUGAUCAUCAAACGAAAGACUGAGAUACCCGUGCCGGUCGUGAGGCUCGAGCGGCUGGAUCCGGGUAUUCUGGGCGACAAAAUCGGCCAGUUCGCCGUUUAGUGCUCGCUUCCCGCGGGGCCUGUUGGCGCUUCCUUAUUUCGAAGGAAACCGCCGGCAGAAGCGGGGAAAGUGACACGCAGGGACCAAAAAUUUAUUACCAAAGUAUGUUGUUAAUUGUCCUAAUUUUACAUACGGUUAGUUUUUAUAAAAUCAUUAUGUAGUUGUAAUUUAUUGUUCGAUUGAUUCUUUAGUCAGGCAUCGUUCGUUGUGGUAGAACUGAAAGAUGCGUUAAGUGAUCUCGAAAGUUUUUAACGCCUUCUAAAAAAUAUAUAUGCAAAUGUUGUGUGUGGAGCUGGUAAAUUGUCGAAUUAGAGAUUUUCUAAUUGGAUUCACCACUUUUUAGACUCUUCUAAAGAACCCUUAGAUAUACAGGGUGAGUCACGCUCAACGGGACGGAGUAGUGUCGACAAAUGGUCCUUCGACUUACACUUUUGAAAAAAAAUAUCAUUAAAAAAUCAUUUGCCUACGUUGAGCGUGAUUCACUCUAUAAAAGAGUGCAUAUUUUUAAUCUUCUUUGAGAAAAAAAGUGAUGGGCUUAGCAGACUUUUUUCUAAUAUAACCGACGAUUAAUCUAACACACUUCACAUUAUAAUGUACAUAGAUACAUUCCAGUUAAAAUAUAUAAAAAAAACUACAUGUAGGUAAAUAGAUACUUUUUUUAUUUAAUUGUACAUAGUUAAUGAUAAGUAAUGUUUAGUUCGCUCAUUUCCUUUGGUGUUAAAUCUGGUGCAAUAGAUGAGUAUAUCUUUUGACUUUGAAAAAUAAAUCGAAAGCGUUUAUGUGAUAAAUUGUGCCUGCGAAAAUAUUGUAAUAUCAAUUUAUAUUAGCGUUAAAUAUCUAUAUUAUGCAAUUAAGUAAGUUUCAGCAGUUAAAAGUUCUUUAUAAAGGGGGCUGAUGUAAUCGAAGCGAUUAAAAUGGAGUAAUUGUGAUAAUGUAUGUUCCAUUUUUAUAAAAACGUCGAUCAUCUUUCAGCUCUACCGGGAACCGGAUUAUCUUUUGCAUACUGUGUUUGGUGCAAAUAAUACUAUUUUUUAUUUAAUUUCCUUAGCAAGUGUUUAAAACUUUAUGAAAUUGAGAACACUUGUUACUUGUAAAUGUUCCUGAUUUUGGACUGUAAAGCGGCCGGGCUUUUGAUAGUGUUACAUUCCUUCCAAAUGGUGAUUUCCAAUUAUACAAAAAGUGCACUUACACACCUUCCUGCUUGCAGAAAUUUUCUCCCGCAAACGUGGAGGAAAUAUUUCAAGGGUGUUUUCUGCAAAACUAAUCGAUUUAAACCGCCGGCUGCUUUACAGUGAUAUUAUUUGUGGUGGAUUGCAGCUGCUUAUUCCUUAAGAGAGUACAAUUAUUAACCGAUGUUGGAGUUUUAUAUACAGAGUUUUAACAGAAACUAUUGUUUAAAUUUGCGAAUUUUACGUCUGCGUUGUAUCUAUCAAAAUUUAUAAUAAUAAAUUUACUACAAUGCCUUGUAAAGAGAUUACCUUUAAGCAAACCUUUUCAUAUUUUCUUAUACACAACUUUAAAAAUUAAUUAACAAAAAUUUAGUGUAAUCUCUUACUAGGGCAUAUCAAUAAAUUUACCCAAAAAAUAUUGUACAUACAUAUCAGAGAAUUAUAUAAUAAAUCGAUCGUAAUCUAUUUUUGUCAACGGUCAUCGCAGAUUCAGUAUUAUCGGGGCCUUGAUGCACGAGAGUGUAACGCUUUUUGGAAUUUAAAUAAUGUACACGUUUUUUGUAAUUACAAACACUUUUGCGUACUGAUAGAGGUAUUUUUUUAAGAAAAACUAUCGAGUCACCGAUGAAGAUGAUGCUCAAUUAGAUGUGUUUAUCACGUGUGCGGUUUUGUACUAAUUUCUCGAUUUGUCGUACUAUUGUUGCAAUUAAUCGUAGUUUUUCUCGAAAAAUUAAUAAUACGUUCCAUGCAAUUUUAUUCUAAAAUAUGUUUUUUUUUUACCGAAAUAACUGUUAUUGCGUCUAGUGAAGCCAAAUGAAGUAGCAGAGUAGUUUGAAUUCGUCAAACCAAAGUUUUUUUUAUUUUUUUAUUGUACAGGUCGUUCAGGAAUUGCGAUUCUUUGAACUCCCGGAUUUAUUAACAAAUUCACUUCAAAGGAAUUUAUAUAAAUUUCCAGCCAAAUAAAAUGGCCUGUAAUUAGGUAAUUUGUUUUCUUGGAUAAUUGUAAAUUAAUUAAAAAAAUAUAUCAUAGAAAAACUUGUACAUUAACUAUAGUAGAGGGGUGUCCUAUGUCUAGUCUGUUUUUGUACAGGAAUUAAUGUAUAUAAUUUAAGUUAAUUAUUAUAUUUUGUAUUUUAUUUUGUAAGAUUUAUGAAAAUUAUUAUAAAGCAACGUUUUUCUAUGAUAAACAGUUACUAAAUAACGGCGGCGAAUGAUUUUUUUGCGUUUAAAGUAAGAAUAAUAAAAUUUUCGCAUCACAAGUGAAUUGUUUAGGGCAGGUUUCGCUUGGAAAUUCAUGAACUCUGUAUCAUUUUUAGUAUUAUUUGUUACCAUGUUUGAAACAAAAUAGAUAAUACAUUUUUUUAUUGCUAGAGAAAUUUUGUUAGAUCAAUCGUGAGAGUGCCUUAGCACCAAUAUUGACUGUUAUUUUUGUACCAAUUUACUGGUAAAUUGUAUAUUUAGCACUGUGUUAUUAAAAAGGUUUCAGAA